Molecule: messenger RNA, 3113 nt
Organism: Onychostoma macrolepis
Lineage: Eukaryota; Metazoa; Chordata; Actinopteri; Cypriniformes; Cyprinidae
Gene: cap2
Product: cyclase associated actin cytoskeleton regulatory protein 2
Exons: 13
Coding region: 272-1708 (478 amino acids)
Biological process (GO): cell morphogenesis; cytoskeleton organization; regulation of adenylate cyclase activity
Cellular component (GO): cytoplasm
Molecular function (GO): actin binding; adenylate cyclase binding
Source: RefSeq, a predicted model, not a curated record
CCAUCAAGAUUCAAGAUGUCCUUAGAAACCUUCUCAGGCUAUCUGUCUCACUGCUCUAUCUAGGCAUCUUGAUGUAACCUUUCUCUGAUUCAUCCUUCCCAAAUACGGAAGUCCCGGAAGCGGCUGGCCAAGGCUCAGUUGAGUGACAGCAGGAGAGCGCCGGGGACGCCAGGACCAGACCUCCAUAGCCGAAACACAUCUCGCUUUUUCUUAAGAAAACGUGAGAGCAAACCCCGGAUCCCUUGUCAGAGGUAAUAUUUGGACUGUUGACAUGGAAGCACUGGUUGAGCGUCUGGAGCAGGCAGUAAUUCGUCUGGAGGCGGUGGCGGUUAAACUGCAGAACUGUUCUGGGGGUUUGGUCAACGGAGACAUCAGCAGCAUUAUCAACGGAGGUGAAUCCGAAAGCAUGGAGGCGUUCGACCAUUUGCUGAGUGGUUCAGUGUCUGAAUAUUUGAGGACCAGCGCAGCUAUUGGUGGAGACGUGGCUAAGCAUGCAGAGAUGGUGAGCAAUGCCCUUCAGGUCCAGCGUGCUUUCCUCAAAAUGGCCAUGGCGCAUAAGGAGCCGGCAAAGACAGAGAUGGCUGACCUCCUCAGACCCCUCUCUGACCAGAUCCAGGAGGUCCAGAAUUUCCGGGAGAAGAACCGCGGCAGCAGCCUGUUCAACCACCUGUCUGCCGUGAGCGAGAGCAUCCCUGCUCUGGGCUGGGUGGCUGUGUGUCAGAAACCAGGUCCGUAUGUGAAGGAGAUGAACGAUGCUGCAAUGUUCUACACAAACAGAGUCCUGAAAGAUUACAAAGACACUGACCCCCGUCAUGUUGAGUGGGUUCGUUCCUAUCUGAGCAUCUGGACUGAACUUCAGACCUACAUAAAAGAGUACCACACCACUGGACUCGUCUGGAACAAGACUGGUCCUGUAGCCACUCCCUCACUGUUCAGUGCUCCUUCUGAUGGUCCAUGCCCUCCUCCUCCUCCUCCUCCUCCUCCACCACCAGGUCCUCCUCCGAUGUUCAUGGAUGACAGCCCCAAACCCGAGGACACAGCAGCCCAGCACUCGGCUCUGUUUGCACAGCUCAACCAGGGAGAGGCCAUCACUAAAGGUCUGAAGCAUGUGUCUGACGAGCAGCAGACCCAUAAGAACCCCAACUUGCGCUCUCAGGGAGGGAGGACACAUCAGGGAUCUCCAGCCAAAAGUCAGAACCCCAGCUCGUCUUCCUGUGCACCUGCCAAAAAACAUUCCCCUGUGCUGGAGCUGGAAGGAAAGAAGUGGAGGGUGGAGCACCAGGAGAAGUCUCGUGACCUGGUGAUAGAGGAGACCGAGCUCAGACAGGUGGUUUAUGUCUUUAGCUGCAGCAACUCCACACUCCAGAUCAAAGGCAAAGUCAACUCGAUCAUAGUGGAUAACUGUAAGAAGCUCGGACUCGUGUUUGACAGUGUGGUGGGCAUCGUUGAGAUCAUCAACUCCAGAGACAUUCAGCUGCAGGUAAUGGGAAAAGUUCCUACUAUUUCCAUUAACAAGACUGAGGGGUGCCAUGUCUACUUGAGCAAGGAUUCACUUGACUGUGAGAUUGUCAGUGCCAAGAGCUCUGAGAUGAACGUCCUCAUUCCUGAGGGAGAAGAUGAUUAUAGGGAGUUUCCAAUCCCAGAGCAGUUUAAAACAGUUUGGGACGGCUCCAGCCUGGUGACAGAGCCCACAAAGAUUGCUGGUUAAUUCCUUUUCCAGCUCGUCAUCGCUUUCCUCCUACCCAGAAUUCUUCAUGCACUUUCACUCUAUCACACUGUUAGUGGAGACGGAAGAAUUCAUACAUUGUGGUUGUGAGAGUUGUAGAUUUACUCUCAGAAAAUUCUAAUUAAGAGCAAAAUCUUAGUUCCAUUUCCACAAACCAAUUAUGAAAUAUUUCAACAAAUAGAGAUGGAGAUGUUUCUCCUUAAUUAAAACUACAUUAUAUACAUAUAUUAAUUAUUAUACAUUAAAAGUAAUUACACAUGAUGGCACCAUUAUGUGUGAAUAUGGGAAUUUGUUAGUCAGCAACUCAAAGUACUGAGUUAAAAUAAUGAAUCAAUAAGCAAUCAAAUUUUUACUUAUUCCUAUGACAAUAUAUAAUUUACUUAAAAAUUUCAUUAAUUUAUUAAAGUAUGAAUUUUGUUUGUUUGUUUUUGUCUUUUUUGACAUUAUCAAGUACUUUGUGUUGAUUUCGUAAAUUCUCAUGUUAAAUACAUUUUGGUUCUGUGUAGUAAUAUAAUACAUUUUCAAAAUAUUAUGACUAUAUUUAGCUUGAACUUGUUUCUAUAGAGAAGCCAGGUUUUUAUGUUUUGUGCAGUCACAUUUUACAUUUCCUACAGAUUACAGGUCCCAGAUUCACUUCACAACAUUUUCUUCUGCACAAAAAAACAAAACAAAUGUUUAUUUGGCAAGGUAAACUUGUAUCUUCGGGCUUUGGACGCAGAGGAGAAAAAUCAACGGCUAUUUUACAAUCAAACCUCUUUGAGUGUAAUAAAUGGUCUUUGUUCUGCGAAUGAAUGAGUGCCUUUGGGGGUAUUUUGAUAAGAUUUUAUAUUAUUUUAAUAUAGUUCAAAUAUUGCUUAAUUUUAUCACUAUAUUUCAUUUAUAAUCUCAGACUACUCAUUUCUGAGAUGAACUUUUGGUAGUCAGAUGUUUGUAUUGACAGGCACCACGUCAUUCAACACCAUCAGGACAGUAGUGACAUGUGCUGUGUUAUAACAUUAAGUAAAUAUCAUAGUUCAUGUCCAAAAUAGUUUCCUAGAUGUUCUCACUUUGCACUCACAUAUUUAUAUUGCUUGUAAAUUUACGUGCUUUAAAUGUUUCUUCAACAGGAAGGUCUUGAACACUUCAGCUCAUUUUGAAUGUAUGCCAACAUGUGUUAAUAUGUAGCAUUCUUAAGUCCAUAAAAGGGAAUCAUGUUACAUUUGCUUGGUCAGUAAACAGUUGACAUUUAACUAAACAAUGUAAUGCACAUUUAUAAAUGAUGCUUAAACAAAGUAGAACAUGUACACUGUAUUAAGUCACACAUACCUUAAAUUGUAAUUUACCAAAGUAUUUUCACAUUACCAUAUCCAUUUAAUCAAAUAAAGUAAUUGUGAACUCACUACACUUA